This is a messenger RNA of Acipenser ruthenus (sterlet), 623 nucleotides long. RefSeq names its product large ribosomal subunit protein eL31. Gene Ontology annotation, molecular function: structural constituent of ribosome. The transcript has 5 exons. NCBI's taxonomy places the organism in Eukaryota, Metazoa, Chordata, Actinopteri, Acipenseriformes, Acipenseridae. The record is from RefSeq and is a predicted model, not a curated record. Gene Ontology annotation, cellular component: ribosome; cytosolic large ribosomal subunit. Gene Ontology annotation, biological process: cytoplasmic translation. The coding region runs from base 203 to 580 and encodes 125 amino acids.
UUAAAAAAGUGUGGAUGACAAGUAGAGUUGUUUGGUGGUGAAUAAAUAAAAGAAGACUAAACUACACUGACCUUGUCAGCGACUUUAUUGCUGGCGCCGUAAAGAAAAGGGACGGCUCUACAUACUAGUAGUAAUACUACAGCCAGGGCAUCGUGGUGAUUGAAGACGUUCUGCGCUGGUGAUAGCUAUUAAGAUAUAUACGAUGGCUCCAACAAAGAAAGGUGGAGAGAAAAAGAAAGGCCGUUCUGCCAUCAAUGAGGUGGUGACGAGGGAAUACACCAUCAAUGUCCACAAGCGCAUCCAUGGGGUGGGUUUCAAGAGGCGGGCUCCCCGUGCCCUCAAGGAGAUCCGCAAAUUUGCCAUGAAGGAGAUGGGAACUCCUGAUGUUCGCAUUGAUACCCGUUUGAACAAAGCAAUGUGGACGAAAGGUGUAAGGAACGUUCCAUACCGGGUUCGUGUGCGUUUGUCCAGGAAGCGUAAUGAGGACGAAGACUCUCCCAACAAACUGUACACCCUGGUUACAUACGUUCCUGUUACCACAUACAAAGGUCUGCAGACGGUCAACGUUGAUGAGAACUAAAUUCUGUUGAAUCGAAAGAAAAAAAUAAAAUGUAUAAAACAAA